Aspergillus affinis is the source of this 1992-nucleotide messenger RNA. RefSeq lists its product as uncharacterized. The record is from RefSeq and is a predicted model, not a curated record. Gene Ontology annotation, biological process: isoprenoid biosynthetic process. Gene Ontology annotation, molecular function: prenyltransferase activity. Lineage: Eukaryota; Fungi; Ascomycota; Eurotiomycetes; Eurotiales; Aspergillaceae. The transcript is spliced from 9 exons. Bases 1 to 1992 code for a protein of 663 amino acids.
AUGUCAAUUCUACCUAGUUUCCGUUUCCAGUACUCCAGGCUUCCUGAUCCAGCUGCGCCUCGACCGCCUCGCUACUUCAAUAUCCUGCCUUAUCGAGAAUCCACUCUCGGCGAUGAGCAUUACGGCGUCGAGCAUGAUAAGGUUGCGGAGUUCGCGCAACUCCGAAGCAAGAAUAGGUCUGGAGCUCUCGAUCAACCCGCCAUAACCAAGCAAGACCAUCUUCUCAAAUGGGGCAUGCCGGAGCUUUCGCCUGAAGAUUUACACCUUCUUGCGCCGUUUCUAGAUCUCUUGCUAGGUCUGGAUGACGCGAUUGGUGUCCUCGAUUAUGAGGCUCAAGAGAAAAUCUUCGAUGACCUGCUACUUUCGAUCCUCAGCUUCUGGAAACUGGACACGACUCCCAAUAAUUGCUCGGAUGGAAAUGGCAAGUUAGCCGAGAUGUUCCUAAACCCCGUUAUCAAAAGCCGGCCGGAUCUCAAGGAACCGUUUCUCAAAGCACUGAUGGCUGCCAUCAUUGCUCAACCAGUGAGGCCAGAUAUUGGGAUGACGUUUGAAAGAUUUAAAAGGGUCCGAAUGGACAGGGCUGGGGCGAAGAUCGGAUUUGAUAUAGCUAUGCUCUUCCAUGGUUACCGUAUCCCCGACGAAGAGCGAAGCUCCAUCUCCCAGCUCUUGGAGUACGGAUACCUCAGCACGGCGCUCUCCAAUGACUACUACGGCUUUGAGAGGGAGUAUCACAGCCAUGUGGCGAAUGGAACCGUCCAUCAUAUCCAUAACGCGGUUGCACUUCUCAUGAGAAAUUAUGGUUACGAGGAAGACAAGGCGAAGGAAAUCGUGAAGGCUGAAACCUUAGCCGCCGAGAAGAAGCUAAUAGACGGUUCAUACAUGGGACUGUUUAUUCUCUCGAUCGGUGGCAGUAACUUUUGGCAGGCGCAGUCAGAGGGUUACCAUGUUGACGAACCAAUGCAUUCGAAGGAAUCUCGAGCUCGAAUGAUCGCUAAACCGGCUGGACCGUUGUUGAGGUUGAACGGAUACGCACCUCCAGCUGCCCUUGUUGAAUCCAACGAGUAUCUAUCGCUAGAUGGGGAUUCUUGCACGUGUCCGUGGUCGCAGCACGCGCAGAAUCAGCAGCGUGAUGAGGGCAAUGAAAACGGCAAUAUUCAGGCGACAGCCAGCUAUGAUAUCCUUGCACCAUUCCGAAAAUCUGACGCCGAAGAUAAUUGUACAAACCCCUACAUCUACACGAAAUCUCUUCCCGGGAAGAACACUCUCGCGAAGUUUCUUCAAACUCUGAGGCCAUGGUUUCUAAUAUCCGACACCUCUCUUGCCGUGAUCAAGGAGAUCAUGACAAUGCUUUUCACCUCUUCGCUCAUGCUCGACGAUAUCGAGGACGGCUCUCAUCUACGGCGGGGUUUGCCAGCUGCACACGUAAAAUAUGGACUCAGUCAGACUGUCAACUCGGCGACGUAUCUGUUCGGGACGGCGACGGCUUUGGUAGAAAGGAAUUUGCGGCCUGGAUGUCUGAGCGUUAUAUUAAGCGGGUUCUUCCGUUUGGCAUUGCAGCUCAUGCAGAUUGAUGCUGGAGCUCAGUCCAAUGAUAACCUCAGGCAUCUGAUCACACUGAUAGGAAGGUACUAUCAAAUUCGCGAUGACUAUCAGAAUCUAGCGUCGGAAGAGUAUACCGCCAAGAAAGGAUUCUGCGAUGAUCUGUCAGAGGGGAAGUUCUCCUUCCCGCUCAUCCACCUGCUGCAGCAGAGCUCGAAUGCAGGGGUUCUUCGUCGAUUGCCCAUCUUUGGCAAGGAGGGACAACGGGACGAGGUCACAGAAGAGACUAAGCUGUUCAUCCUCGAGGAGAUGAAGACGGCGGGGAGCCUUGGGCACACGCUUGAUGUUCUCAACCAACUCUUUGAUUCCAUCUUGGCCACCCUCGACACCGUGGAGGCCGAGAUGGGAACGAAUAAGAAACUCCGCUGCUUGAUUCUCCUGUUGAAGUUGUGA